This is a messenger RNA of Helianthus annuus (common sunflower), 2043 nucleotides long. Its product is annotated as calcium-dependent protein kinase 8. The coding region runs from base 183 to 1772 and encodes 529 amino acids. Gene Ontology annotation, cellular component: cytoplasm; nucleus. Gene Ontology annotation, molecular function: calcium-dependent protein serine/threonine kinase activity; calmodulin binding; ATP binding. Lineage: Eukaryota; Viridiplantae; Streptophyta; Magnoliopsida; Asterales; Asteraceae. Gene Ontology annotation, biological process: peptidyl-serine phosphorylation; protein autophosphorylation; intracellular signal transduction. The transcript has 9 exons. The record is from RefSeq and is a predicted model, not a curated record.
UUGUUCACUUGUUCAUACCUUAACAAAUUCCUCAUUUCAUCCUCUUUUAUUGUCCCCUUUCUGUUCUUCACUCUUUAAUCCCCCCAAAACCUUCACUUUUCCACUCACAAGUUCGUCAAAAAUCUUGCUGAUCAACCAAGACUCACAAGAUUUCAAUACUCUGAUUGAUUCAAGAAAUCUUGAUGGGUAAUUGUUGUGCCACACCCUCUACAACUGAUGAGUUUGAAAACAAAAAGGGGAAGAAAAAAGAGAACCCAUUUGCAUUAGACAAUGGUGGGUCAAUCCCAUCUGGAAAUGGGUACAAACCUUAUGUUUUAGAGAACCCAACAGGGAUCCAAAUAGAGCUAACAUAUGAUCUUGGUAAGGAGUUGGGUAGGGGUGAAUUUGGGGUCACUUAUUUGUGUACUGAUAAGUCAACCGGUGAAGUGUUUGCUUGUAAAUCGAUAUCGAAAAAGAAGUUGAGAACUCGGAUUGAUAUUGAGGAUGUUAGGAGGGAAGUUGAGAUUAUGAAGCAUUUGCCUCAACAUACUAAUAUUGUGACUUUGAAAGAUACUUUUGAAGAUGAUAGUGCUGUUCAUUUGGUUAUGGAGUUGUGUGAGGGUGGAGAGUUGUUUGAUCGGAUUGUUGCCAGAGGUCAUUAUACUGAACGCGCUGCUGCCGGUGUUACGCGGACUAUUGUUGAGGUUAUUCAGAUGUGCCACAAACACGGUGUUAUGCACCGUGAUCUCAAACCCGAAAACUUUUUAUUUGAAAACAAGAAAGAAACGGCAGCCUUAAAGGCUAUUGAUUUUGGGUUAUCCGUUUUCUUCAAACCAGGAGAAAGAUUCAACGAGAUUGUAGGUAGCCCAUACUACAUGGCUCCCGAGGUCCUAAGAAGAAAUUAUGGUCCCGAAGUUGAUGUUUGGAGUGCUGGCGUAAUCUUAUACAUAUUGCUUUGUGGUGUCCCGCCAUUUUGGGCAGAAACUGAGCAAGGAGUUGCACAAGCAAUUAUUCGAUCUGUUGUAGAUUUCAAACGGGAUCCUUGGCCCAUAGUAUCUGAAAGUGCAAAGGAUCUUGUUAAGAAGAUGCUCAAUCCUGACCCAAAGUUACGUCUUACUGCACAAGAAGUUCUUGAUCAUCCAUGGAUACAAAACGCCAAAAAGGCUCCAAAUGUUUCUUUAGGGGAAACCGUUAAAGCAAGACUCAAGCAAUUCUCCGUAAUGAACAAGCUGAAGAAAAGAGCUUUAAGGGUGAUUGCUGAGCAUUUAUCUGCUGAAGAAGUGGCAGGAAUAAAACAAGGAUUUGAUUUAAUGGAUACUAACAAACAAGGGAAGAUUAAUAUUGUCGAGUUAAAAGCCGGUUUACAAAAGCUUGGUCAACAAAUCCCUGAUGCAGAUCUUCAAAUACUUAUGGAUGCUGGAGAUGUUGACAAAGACGGGUACUUGAACUAUGGAGAAUAUGUUGCGAUAUCAGUUCACUUGAGAAAAAUGGACAGCGAUGAUCAUCUGAAAUAUGCUUUUGCGUUUUUUGAUCGAAAUAAAAGUGGAUAUAUUGAGAUUGAAGAACUAAGAGAAGCUUUAUCCGAUGAACUUGAACCCAACAAUGAGGAAGUUAUUUCGGUAAUUAUUCAUGAUGUCGACACAGAUAAGGAUGGUAGAAUAAGUUUUGAGGAAUUCACAGCAAUGAUGAAGGCAGGAACCGAUUGGAGGAAAGCAUCUCGACAAUACUCACGAGAGCGUUACAAUAAUCUUAGCUUGAAGUUAUUCAAAGACGGAUCAGUGAAUCUAAACUAAUAAUUAGGGAAGAUAAUAUGGUAUCGAGACUAUUAUUGUUAUUGCUUAUGGGCAUUCUUCUAUUCUUGUAAUAUUUUGUUGGGGGUGUAUUCAUUUCAUUUUUAAAGUCUCCCGUGUGGAGUUCAUGUGUUUUAUGCAUGAGUUUGAAAUUAUGAGGGAGUAAAGAAGGGUUUUCUUGGUUUGUUUAUGGAUGUAAAUAUGUAUCUUGUCAGCAAAUCUUGCUUAUGCCAUUGUUUAAAGUAUAAAAAUUUCUGAGUUGCAAGUUCUGUUA